Molecule: messenger RNA, 5270 nt
Organism: Cephus cinctus (wheat stem sawfly)
Lineage: Eukaryota; Metazoa; Arthropoda; Insecta; Hymenoptera; Cephidae
Product: lachesin
Exons: 11
Coding region: 547-1872 (441 amino acids)
Cellular component (GO): neuron projection
Source: RefSeq, a predicted model, not a curated record
GUCCCGUCGGAGCAGCACGAGCUACUCUGCCGAAUAGAAUCGCACGUACCCAAUAUAUCACGCUUACUCCACUUUACGAAACUCCAGAGAUUUCUACGGCCGCACGAAGCCAAUUGCUUCUGCUUGCAUCAAAAUAAUUUAUCGAUUGAUACUUCGUCGGUCGUCACGAAGCAGAAGUUGUCUACGAUGUUUAGGAUGGACAUAAUAUUUUACAAAAUUUUAACCUGACUUGACCGAACUGUCACGUGGACUUUGAUAGUCAUUGAAAAUUCGCGAGUGUCACUACACCUGUGCGGUCAUCUAUUAUCAGUAGCGUAAAGGAGCUAUUUUGAAAGACACUUAACAAGUGUUUAAUUAAUGUUUAUGAAUAAUGAUAAACAACGUGCAGUAUCUCGGUCGCGUCUCAGUUGGAUGCACGGAAGUGCUAAUUCUAUUAGUGAAGCUGUAGUUAUACCCUGAGAAAUUGAAAAGUUUGGUGAAAUCUCGCUUAGAUUUAUAGUUCUGCUACAUUUAAAUUGUAUCCUGAAGGAAACGAUAACCGGCAGGAUGCGUGUCAAUAAUCAGUUACCGAUUCCGGCAAGGAUGGCAACCGUGAUAGCCGUGAUUUGGGUGCUUCUUCAUGGUGGUCGAUUAACAUCAGCUGGAGCAUUUACGACUGUGACCACAAGACCUGAUCCAGAAUUUAUCGACCAGAUAGGAAAUAUCACUGUUCCUGCGGGACGUAACGUGAAGCUGGCGUGCAGCGUGAAUAAUCUGGGGCCUUAUAGAGUGGCCUGGAUGCUCUUCGACAAGAGCGCCAUUCUCACCGUGCACAAUCACGUUAUCACGAGGAAUCCGAGGAUCACGGUCUCUCACGACAAGCACAGAACUUGGUUCCUACAUAUCAACGACGUACAAGAAGAAGACAUGGGAAAGUACAUGUGCCAGAUCAACACUGCCACCGCAAAAACUCAAUAUGGCUACCUUCACGUCGUAGUUCCCCCGGACAUUGAUGACUCGCAGAGCUCCUCGGAUGCCAUUGUUCGAGAAGGUGCAAAUUUGAGUCUCACCUGUAAAGCUAAGGGAAGUCCCACCCCCAGUAUACGCUGGAAGAGGGAUGAUGGCUCCAAAAUCUCCAUCAACAAGAGCCUGUCAGUGAUCGAAUUCGAGGGCGAUACUCUGGAAAUGUCACGGAUCUCGAGAUUAGAUAUGGGCUCUUAUCUUUGCAUCGCUAGUAACGGGAUACCACCUACGGUCAGCAAGCAGAUAAAAGUGUCAGUCGACUUUCCGCCGAUGCUAUGGAUACCGCACCAAUUGGUAGGCGCACCCUUAGGGUUCUCCGUCACCCUGGAGUGUCACACGGAGGCUCAUCCGACGUCUCUGAACUACUGGACAAGGGAGAACGGGACGAUGAUAGCGGAAAGUAGAAAACAUAAAGCCAUAACCACAAAGGAAAAACCAUCGUACAAGACUCACAUGAAACUCACCAUAAAUGACAUACAGGAACAGGAUUACGGGAGCUACAAGUGCGUGGCGAAAAAUCCAAGGGGCGAAACCGAGGGUACCAUUCGGCUUUACAAAUCCGCUCCUCCGAGCACGAGUCCAAGUCCGCCCACCACUGACUUGUCCAGAAAAGACUGGGACGUAUUUACGGAGUUGAAUAAUUCCGUUUACGGAAAUCCCAGUUCCCUCACGAUUCACGAGAAGAAUAUAAAAACAGGGAACAAGUUCCAGUCUAACCUCAACGAGAUAGACAAAUCUGAACAGAAGUCCGGUGACCUGGACAGAAAAAGGAAGUACAACUGGCCGCCGGAAAAUGACAUGGCGGCGAGUAUCACGACGACCAUGGCGUUACUAGUGAUGGGUUUGAUCGCGGUAACGGCUAUCCGAUAAGCACCCUUGUUUAGCUAUAUCAAGUAACUCUUGUAAUUACGAACUCGAAAAAAAAAGGAAACAAAAAGUUGAAAUGAUAUGAAAACAAAACACAUAAAGACUGACCGAAUAGCUAGUGCCGUUUAAAAGUUUACGUCGUAAUGCGUGCCAAGAGUCAAGUCGGGACGAAGUCGUACAUAUUUCGAAGACUGAAGUGCGUUCGGCAACUGGACGAAGCAGCAUGUGCGAGCUGAAUAUCUUCCUGCAGGAAGACGUCGACAAGAGUACAUCCGGAUAAAGUGUGGAAGGGUCAAGAUCUUUUAUGAGCAUGGGCAAUGUCAGAAAGUGCAACGACUAUCGCUUUCAGUGUAACAUAUUGUAAAAUGUGUAAUCUGUCUCCAUAUACUACUGCUACCCCUUAACCCCAUCCUGACCGAAGCAGCCGUCUGCACUAGGAUUAAUAUAAUUUGCACGAGGAGUACUGCCCUUUUUAUUCUACAUACUGAACUGCACGCGAUCACUGGAUAAAGGUGUUCCUAGUGCAUCUAAACGAAUUGCUAUCCAAGAUAUCGAUAGUACACCUUAAGCGCAUAACUUUGGAUACUCCCUUAUACUUAUUUCCUUAUGCUUUUCAUCCGUGCUUCUCCCUCCUUUCUCUUUAUACUACAUCAACCCUCCCACAAGGGGUCUCCUAUCGUUUCGUAUUCCCGCUGAUAUUUUUUACCCAUCGAAUUCCCAAUGUCCCACCCCUAUAAAAUCACAGACGCCAUCUGAAUACUUGAGAUUAAAAUGUCAUUCGCUCAUGGCCACACCCUUACACUGAAUGGCGUAGAUUAAAGAACGUAGACAGUGCUACAAACCUUAAAAGAAAUAAAAGACCAAGUGACAGUGAAAAGUAAUCAUUUAAAAAUCUAAGAAGCUCCCGUCGCCUGCGCAACGAUUGCACUCACCUCUAAUUACGUGACAAACUAGAGACGGCUAGUAGCGCGUUAGGAUUUUCACGGUGCUCUCGAUAAUCCUUAUAUAAAUCGCUAACUUAUAAAAAUACCAAUUUAUCCCGAACGAACGAGGGUCCAUUCACAUGGGCACAGGACUUGCCGUCCUAUGAGAACUGAUCUUCAUUUAAAGAGCGGAGUGCCAAUUACGUUACAGGAAGUGGCCACUUUUGUCGUUAUCUUUUUCACCCUACCCCGAUGGAAUCCGUAGUCGUUCAAAGAUCAAACUAGUUUUCUAUGAAGCCACUUGGUUCCACGUUCGGCUGUGCAUUUUCAAUCCAACCCCCUUCGUCCCUUUACAUCCUUAUUCAUCUUCCACACUUGUAGUUCCCAACGGAGUCCUUCUGACGUUCCUUAUUCUGUCCCAGUAUUGCCAUCUACCCCCCUCCUUCCCCGUACCCCUUCUCGACGGCUUUAUCAGAACCCAAUGAAUGGACCGAAUAAUUUGGUGAUAUCGUCACUUCCAUAAUUAAAUUUCCGGACUUGAAGUCGUCACUAGUGUUACUAAAGAAUGGCAGUGGUUAUCGAAAGUAAAAGCACCAAUACCGUCAUGAAUAGUCAAAUAGUGCUGUUUACUUUUAAGCGACAUUGUAAAGCGCGUCCAUCAUCGAAUGGAGUCUUGACUGUUGGAAAAUGAAUAACUGCCGGAAAGAAAGAUUAAAUGGAAAAGAAGACACGGGAAUAAGAAAGUGAGAGAAUAAAAAUGCUGUUAGAUAAUGUACUACUAAUUACGUGUGCACGAGGUAUAACAACCCUUUGCUAACAUCAUACAUUAUCGAUAUGGGUAUCGGUACGGUAUGGAGUCGUCGACUAACCAAGUACUCCUUGACAUUCUCAUUUUACUCAGGUAUACAGCUCUAACUGCUCAAGUGAAAACGCGUUGAAAUAUUCGAAAGGUCAAUUGGCGGCAAUAAAGCGUUAUCCAGCGUUACGCGACUGUCGACGAGGAUCGCCAAGCUCUCCUGCAACUUUAUGUAUAUCGAGACAUGCGAAAAUCAGAAUAGAUACAGAAUACCAUAGGUAACGUAAAUCCUCGUUUAUCGUUAUAUUUGUUUUUUGAAAAAAAAAAAAAUUCAAAUUUUCCAAAACCGCAAAUAACCAUUGCCCCAAUAUCAGCUGGACUCUUUUACGGCUGCUGCAUAAAGCUGUCGUAAAGGUAGUGAAAAUUCAAGACACGAAUAAUUCUAUCUAAAGAACAGCUAACGCUGCACUGGACGUACGUUGACUGCAGGAAUAUCUAUUAUUCAACGAGGAACUUGUUUCAAGCAACAGGUACAGAACAGGCUCGGGACAAUAAGGGUUAAGGGCUGCCACUGGAUUAAGGAAGAGAAAAUCGAGUUCAGGGCUUUACCAGAGUCUUACCUACCCAAGCGUUGGCGUCCCGCCCCUACAAGGACUCUCGAGUGUCCUUAUCGUGCAGGAAAUGCUGUCAUUUCCCGAAGUUCACGAGCGUCGCCGGGCGUCGGUCCCAAUAGCUUCGCUUGAACUUCCCUUUUCUCGUCGCCGCUGUCCCCAUGCGAUAACGCCUUUACGGCGAGCGACUUUGUCUCAAUUAUUUAGUAGACGCUAAUUAAUCGGGUUAAUCGGUCGCCGUAGAGAACGCGGCAAAUUCAAAAAUGUAUUCUUUUAAUAUUGACGCGCGUACGAACCUAAUGACGUAUAAAAUACAUUUAAUGCUACGUCACAAGGCCUGUUAUGGAUUAUUUGUUAAUCGGUCGACUCCAAUCGCCGUUUGGGUGUGGCUAUAUACAUAUAUAUUAUUUGAGACUACUGACUUUUUAUUUACAUUGCGUCGUGUAGUGUAUGUCACCAAAAAGUGUAGUGGAUGUAUUCUGAUAAGGGAGGGGGUAACAGUUGGCGUGUGUAGCAAAGUCGGUGAUAAGACGCCAGGAGCUAACCGGUGAAACGUAUAAAAGUUUCCUUCAAGUUUUUCUCAUCGAAUUUUCCUUUUCGUUCUACGGCAUGUCUGAGCUGAAAUACUCAUCAACGGCGGAUCUGUACAUACGAGUAAAUAAGUAUAUACCAUAGAUUAAAUCUAGCUUUAAAGCCUGAAUGGGACGGCGGAGCUUCCCGAAGUGGUUCUCGUCUGUCCUCGGCGGAGCUUGCAAAAACUGAGGACAAGGGUAAACCUUAGGAAAGAUAUUUUGACCUUAGGCUAAACGAAUUAAAUAUAAACUUGGCCGUCUAGUUAUUAAUGUAAGAUGAUUUAAAACAAAAAAAAAAGGUAAUGAAAUAAUUAUAAAGGUAUAUAUGUAUACAUAUAUUAAAAUUAAGAGGGAUUAUUGAAUAAUGAUAUCACUAUAUUGUAUGUUAUAUGAUAUUAUUAUGCUUUGCGUCGUUGAGUUGAAUGUUGUUAUCUACCAGAACCAGACGAGAGAUUCUUAUAAGUACAUACGACAUGUAAUAAAAAGAGGUGAGAAACAA